CCCCUCUCCGGGAUUUCACGCGUUCCGUUGCCAUGGAGCCGAGUUUGUUUCUUUCCUCCAGUUCACACAAAGUGAGAGGUUGUGCUUUAAAAAAUAAAGUCAAGACCUUGUGGAAAAACUCUGGAUAAACGUGACUGUCUUGGCUGUUCAAACGUGCUGGGUAUGUGGACAACAAAGAGCAAGUUUUUACGUUUUCCAGCACGGUAAGAAGCGCGUGCCAAACACAAGGAAAAAACGUUAUCCCAUUAAGCGUGAAGCCUCUGUCUAACCCCACAAUGAGUGGCAGAGUAGCAGAGGGCCGCCUGCAGGUCCUUCAGAUCUACCGCCUGCUGCAGUAUGUCCAUAAGGCCGAUAAGGUGCAGAUAGAAAAGAUGGUGAACCUCGGGAUGGAAAACCUCAUCAAUCUCACUGAGCCAAAGGACGGCACAGGGGUGCUUCACGUGGCAGUUUCAGCCAACAAUCAGGACCUGGUCAGCUUCCUUCUCUCUCAGGGAGCCCGCCCCAACAUCCAGGACAAGAGAGGUCGCACCCCAGUCAUGUUAGCGGCUGAGCUAGGCAACGAGGACAUAGUGAUACUGCUGGCCCAGAACCGUGCUAACCUGAGGUUCCAAGACGCCGAGGGCAAAGGUGUGCUGUUCUACUGCAUGUACCCCACCAAAAGCCACACCCGCUGCCUGCAGGUGGCGCUGAAGUGCCAGGCAGACGUCAACAACGUGUCAACACAAGGGACUCAUGUCUUCCAGCUGAUGUGUGAGAAAGCCCAGGAGUGCGCUCCCAUGUGUCUCAUUAUGCUGGAUGGAGGGGCAGACCCCAAUGCAACGAAUCAGAAAACCGGAGUCACAGCGUUGAUGGAAGCAGCCAAAGUCGGAUCCCUGCAGCUCGUUAAAGCCAUUCUCAAAAAAGGGGGAAACCCCAACGCCCUGGACCGAAAACGCUUCACAGCAGUACACUAUGCUGCCAUGGGGGGCUGUUUUGAGGUGAUCCAGGUGUUGUCUGCGUACUCAGCAGACAUGGGUGUGAUUAACCUAGAGGACUGCACACCCUUACACUACGCUGCUGCCGCAGGGGACGCGAACUGCUGCAAGUUCCUGGCACAGAGAGGUUGUAACCCCAAACUGAAGAACCAGGAAGGUUUGCUGCCACGUCAGAUUGCCAAAGACGCCGGUCACAAAGCUGCAGCCAAGGAGCUGAGGAAAGCAGAGAAGCAACAGGGGAAAGGCAACAAGUCCAGCGGUGUCGGCCCCAUGUCAGACCUCUGGGCCCUGACCCUCCACGACUGGUCCAACGAGAACGAGACUGAUCUGCGGCGAGCCAUUGGGGACAAAUCAGACACGGUUCCAGCAGAGAUGUUCAUCUCAGUGUUAGAAGAAUUAAGAGCUCCAGUUGAGCUGGAUCAGAUCCACACAGUCAUCUCAGCCCACGACAGGGGGAGAGAUGGGGGUGUCAGCAUUAACGAUUUCAUCAAAGGUGUCAAGUACAUCAAGAAGCCGUUCCUCCUCUCCUCGUACAUGCCCAAAAAGAAAAAGGGGGAAAAAGGAGGGAAAGGAGGUAAGAAGAAGGGUAAAUUCGUCCUCCCCCUGCCCAUUUGCACCCACCCACCAGAGCUCAUGCCACGGCGACCGGACGGAGGCCCACCCCACUUCAUGAUCGAGACGUACUACAACUGCUCAGACGUCCGUCGAUUCGGCCGCGACCAUCCGCCACAACAUCCCUUAAUUAAUGACUCAGCAUAUUACAUAGACAAGCCCGAUAAGGUCUAUGUCAACAUCAACUACUGUGUGAAGAGUGGCGAUCUGGAGUCUCUGGACCUCGCUUUCAGUCAGGGGGUUCCUGUGGACGUUCAGGAUCCGUUUUACAAGACCCCGCUGAUGGUGGCCUGCUCCAGUGGUAACUACGAGGUGGCUCAGUACCUUCUCAGCCGGGGAGCGGAUGUGAAUACGUGCGACCAGUUCUUCUGGACGCCCCUCCACCAUGCGGCUCACGCAGGCCAAGUGGAACUUAUUGAACUUCUGGUGGAAGCUGGGGCCGUCGUUGAUGCCCCGGCCCUCAGUGGAGGCACGCCCCUCAUGAGGGCUAUCGAGAGCUCUCGACCCUCCUGUGUGGACUUCCUCAUCAAAGCGGGUGCCAACGUGAAUGCGGAGAACAAGAAAGAACAAAACUGCCUCGACAUCGCCAGAGCUUUUGCAGACUCCAGGAUAAUUGACUUGGUCAAAGACAAGAUGGAUUCUCUGCCUAAACCAAAGGAGACAAACAAGGGAAAGGGGGGCAAACCUCAAAAGUCUAAACCUGGGAAAGAAAAGGUCAUUCCUCCAGGAGCUGCAGACACAUCAACUGUAACGGUGGGGAAGACGCCUACUCAGAAAGAGUCAAAGAGCAUCAUCCUGCACAACACCAGCAUCACUACUGGGAAAACCAACACUGUGGAUAUCACCUUUGUGCCAAAAACGGUUUGGGGAAAGCCGCCGACAACCAGCCAGCUGAUGUCAAAGAUAGAGAGACGGAAGGAGCUCUUAUCCCUCGAGUUGGACUUUGACGACUUCAUGAUGCCUUUCAGCCAGAACAUGCAGAGGAAGACGCUGAAGCUAGCAAAAACCACAGAAUAGCCUGGAAGGAGGUUAGGCAGUGAGAGAUACAUAGACAUUUUGGAAUCACAGUCUGUUAUUCGAGCUGGCUGGUCACCCUUAACAAUUGUGGACACUGGAUUCAUCAAUUUCAUUACUUUAUUUAACAUAGUUGAACAUCAUGUUACUAAAUCUCUCAUUUUUAAUCUAGUCAUUUAUAGUUUCAGAUCAUGCAUCAUAUAUACAUACUCAGAAACUGUCAGAAGGACGGUACAUGUUUGCUGCUAUCUUAUCAGGGAGACAAUCUACUUUUAGUACUAAUCAAAUGACAAAUCAACGCAAAAAUGAAUACUGUAUUCAAACACACCAUACAGCACUGUAUAUACACAAAGCUCAACUAGAUACUGUUUCUCCAUCCUGCAAACUGUCAAGUAAAAAUCGUCAAUACACCGGAACAAAUUUCUCC
This is a messenger RNA of Thunnus maccoyii (southern bluefin tuna), 3027 nucleotides long. It is a transcript of the gene ankef1a, whose product is annotated as ankyrin repeat and EF-hand domain containing 1a. The coding region runs from base 276 to 2603 and encodes 775 amino acids. Lineage: Eukaryota; Metazoa; Chordata; Actinopteri; Scombriformes; Scombridae. The record is from RefSeq and is a predicted model, not a curated record. The transcript has 11 exons. Gene Ontology annotation, molecular function: calcium ion binding; protein binding.